This is a messenger RNA of Acanthisitta chloris (rifleman), 710 nucleotides long. RefSeq names its product myosin regulatory light polypeptide 9. The transcript has 4 exons. Gene Ontology annotation, biological process: platelet aggregation; myofibril assembly. Gene Ontology annotation, molecular function: calcium ion binding. Gene Ontology annotation, cellular component: myofibril; stress fiber; cytoplasm. Bases 100 to 618 code for a protein of 172 amino acids. NCBI's taxonomy places the organism in Eukaryota, Metazoa, Chordata, Aves, Passeriformes, Acanthisittidae. The record is from RefSeq and is a predicted model, not a curated record.
GGCAGGCUCUGAGCGGCUGUAGGAGGAGUCUGCGGUCACCUCCCCCUCUGAGGCACUGCGGCCAGAUUCCCCCGCCGAGGUACCACCACAGCCGACAAGAUGUCCAGCAAACGUGCCAAAGCCAAGACCACCAAGAAGCGCCCCCAGCGCGCCACCUCCAAUGUCUUCGCCAUGUUUGACCAGUCGCAGAUCCAGGAGUUCAAGGAAGCCUUCAACAUGAUCGACCAGAACCGCGACGGCUUCAUCGACAAGGAGGAUCUGCAUGACAUGUUGGCUUCCCUGGGGAAGAACCCCACUGAUGAGUACCUGGAGGGCAUGAUGAGCGAAGCACCAGGGCCCAUCAACUUCACCAUGUUCCUCACCAUGUUUGGGGAGAAGCUGAAUGGCACCGACCCUGAGGACGUCAUCCGCAAUGCCUUCGCCUGCUUUGAUGAGGAGGCAUCAGGCUUCAUCCAUGAGGACCACCUGCGUGAGCUGCUGACCACCAUGGGGGACAGGUUCACUGACGAGGAGGUGGAUGAGAUGUACAGGGAGGCUCCCAUCGACAAGAAAGGCAACUUCAACUAUGUGGAGUUCACUCGCAUCCUGAAGCACGGGGCCAAGGACAAGGACGAUUAGAGCCCAGGGCUAUUCACCCUUCUGCCUCCUCCUGUGCACACCCCCUGCCCCUCAGCCCCUCUUGCUUCCUCACAGCAGGCUCCCCCCACAGG